AUGGGGCACAUAAGGGAUUUGAUGAGGUCCAAUCCUCCUUUCUUUGACGGAAAAGGUACGGGUCUUGAGGUAGAGACCUGGCUUAUUAGUUUAGAUCGAUGUUUCAUCAUGUAUCCAUAUGGUAGAAACACCAAGGCGAGAUGUGCUAUCAUGCGUCUCAAGAGUUUUGCAUCUAUCUGGUGGUGGUUAGAGGAGGAGAGGAUCAGUGUGAGCAUUAACACCUUAUCAUGGGAGAUUUUUCUGGAGAGAUUCAAGGCACGAUUUCUCUCACCCCAGUGGAGACAGUCUCGGGCAGAUGAGUUAUAUGCUUUGCACCAGUUUGGUAUAUCAGUAGAUCAGUUUGAGCACAUGUUUUAUGAGCUUAAACAAUAUGCUGAUAUUGGCAAUGAUGAGGUGAUGCUAGUUCAACACUUCUUGAGGGGUCUAAACGAUCGCAUUAGUGGAAGAGUGAGAGUGUUUGAGCUUGCUUUAAUAGAGGUAGCCGUGGCAAAAGCUAGGCUGGUGGAGCAGAAUCUUGUCCGCGCACAUGGCGGGGUCCUCAGGCACCUGCUAAGGGUGGACAACAAUAGCAGCAACCGCCGAGACCGAAAUAGUUUCAGGGCCAGCAGGGUGGCAACUCUCAGCAUAGGAAGAACAGGAACUGGCAGAGGAGCAGACAGAGUUUCCCAUGGUAGUCCUCUCAGGGUGCAUCUCAGGCCCCUAGUAGGGGAAGCUUCCAAUAGUCCAGUGGGCUGA
This is a messenger RNA of Cryptomeria japonica (Japanese cedar), 735 nucleotides long. RefSeq lists its product as uncharacterized. The coding region runs from base 1 to 735 and encodes 244 amino acids. NCBI's taxonomy places the organism in Eukaryota, Viridiplantae, Streptophyta, Pinopsida, Cupressales, Cupressaceae. The transcript is spliced from 2 exons. The record is from RefSeq and is a predicted model, not a curated record.